UUCUAUCUUUGGGAAUUUGAAUUUAACAAAUAUACCUCAAUGAUAAAUGAACUUUUUUAUUGUGUCGAAGCAAGUAGCAGUUGAGACAAUUUUCUCCGAUUGUGAGGUACAGCAUAUACGGGACAAAAAUGAGCAUCAGCGACGAUUUAAAUAAGAACAUAUAGCUAAUUUAACUACCGAUUUUCUACCAUGAAUAAGACAAUAUUCAUCCUUUAAUUUAACUAUGAGUUUUGAAUCAUUUCAAGUCCGAUAACGUGCAGUAGUGCUUAUGAACUUUACCACUAGAGGACGCGUUCUACCUCGUCAAUUUGGUCAGCUAUAUCCGUAGCAGUCAGCUCUAUAAUUCACGUUAAAUUCUCAACUACAGAGCGAAGUAGGCAGCGUUCAGCCACAUCAGUAACUUGCUAGGGUCACACGUGCGUUCAUCCAUAGUAGGACACCAACCGGUGACUUGUGUUGUCAAGUUUUUUUAAUCAAUAAAGUAUCAACAAAAUGUCGGAGUUCAGUUCUGUGUCGUCUUUUGACGUCGGUGAUAAUAAUAAAUCAAGCGCAGCCAGCUCUGAACUCGAAGAAUUCAUCAUGGUUGAAAAGCAGAAGGCUCAAUUCAAUGCUCAGAUUCAUGAAUUCAGCGGUCUCUGUUGGGACAAGUGCAUUGACAAGCCUGGAAACAAACUGGAUGGAAGGUCUGAAACUUGCUUGGUCAACUGUGUCAAUAGAUUUAUUGAUGUCUCGCUCUUAAUUACAAAUAGAUUUACACAAAUGUUGCAAAAAAAUAUGUAGGAAUCAGCAAUGACACUAAUAUAAAAUUUUACCAUACACUUUUUGACUUUUAAAGUCAACUAGUUCAAUUACCAUCAAAAAUGGUAAAAUGUUGUGAUUUCUUUUGAUUAUUAGGAAAUUUUAAUAAUUUCCCGGAACAAAAAUACUGAAUUUGUUGUUAAAUAAUUAUUGAAAAACAUUGAAAAUUAUGAUGCAAUAACUGAUUCAACAAGGACAUAAAAAAUAUAUGUGAAUAUCUCAAUUGUUGUUGUCAGUGUAGAGUUGAAAUAAUGUAAAUGUUUCAAAUUUAGUCAAUUAAUUUCAUUAAAAUUGAUGUUUAUAAAUGAAGUGUUAUUUUUAAAUAUAAAUACUUGUACAAACAGUUUUUAUAACAUAAAAUGAAGCGUGAAGUUACAAAAAACAAAAUAAGAAUAAUACUCUAUGAUUGUUGAUAGAGCCUCUAUAAUGCUCCUGUCACAAUUUUCAUUAGCAGGUGAAACAUGUAAAGUUUAGUGACCUUUGGUCAUGAAUUAUAAAGAAAUUGUACAGAAAUAGUACAAGCUUCCCAAUAAAUCAUUUUCAAAUAGUCAAACAAGCAA
Molecule: messenger RNA, 1358 nt
Organism: Trichogramma pretiosum
Lineage: Eukaryota; Metazoa; Arthropoda; Insecta; Hymenoptera; Trichogrammatidae
Gene: Tim8
Product: mitochondrial import inner membrane translocase subunit Tim8
Exons: 3
Coding region: 493-780 (95 amino acids)
Source: RefSeq, a predicted model, not a curated record